AUGAGGCUACGUAAAGCAGCGAGCAAGUGCGAUUUUACAAAUUGGUCGGCAGAGAAAAUGAUCAAAAGCCUGAUCAUCAGCAAUAUGCAAGAUGACACCCUUCAUCUAAAAUUUUUACAGAAGGACCGAACACUGGACCAAAUCUUAGAUAUCGCUAGAAAGAAGGAAGAUGCUGUGGCCCGAAGUAAAGUAAUAGACAGAGACUCCCGACAGGUAGUCAACAAUGUGGGUGCCAAACGAAAUCAACCGUUACAACAGAAGGAGCCUACAGACCAGUGCAAUCGGUGUGGACACGAAAACCAUUUCCCUGCUUCGGAGUGCCCAGCCAUAUCCAGAAUCUGCAACUACUGUAAAAAGAAAGGACACUGUGCCAGCAAGUGCUUCAAGAAACAGAAGGAAGCAGGAAUCAAGCGCAUCGAAGCAGAACCCCAAACUGACACCGGAAACGACACCAACUCCGACACUGAUGAGUAUGACACAGCCAAGAUCGAAUUAGUUAACAACCUUGCGAUGAGGGAAAAGCCAUCGCUGAUGAGAGUCCGCACUAACGACCAAGAAGUUCUGUGGCAACCGGAUACCGGGAUCCAAAAGGACGUCUGGGAUGAGGCACACUUCCGCAGCUUUAAAGAAAAGACUCGGGGGGAAGUUAAGUUGACACCGACAAACAUCAAGCUAUUUGCAUAUGGGGGCAAGACACCACUGGUGGUCAUUGGUUCAUUCAAGGCAGUGCUAACAGCUGGUGAUCGGACAGUCGACACUGAGAUAUAUGUGACAUCUGAACCAUCCGCCUAUCCACUACUUUCCGAACAGUCAGCCAAACAGCUCCAAUUGAUCCGGUAUAAUGAGAAGUUCCUAGUAAAGCGAGUGUCAGAGCCCUGCAAGAAAGUUUUGACAAUGACGCCAAAAGAUAGCUGA
Paramuricea clavata is the source of this 915-nucleotide messenger RNA. NCBI's taxonomy places the organism in Eukaryota, Metazoa, Cnidaria, Anthozoa, Malacalcyonacea, Plexauridae. The record is from the annotation of a GenBank genome assembly.